UGUAGAACAACGGUGAUAACAAACACUUAUAAAGUGAAAGUGACCUUGUAAACUUCCUUUUUUAAUGUCUUCAUCAUCACCCAUUUGAAAUAACUGUUUUUGCAGUUUGAUUUUUACUAUUUUCUUACUUCUGUGAUCCUUUUGUCCAUUUUGAUGUCAUUCUGAGACUAAUGCAUUGGUUAAAUAUAAUUUUAUAAAGCGCAGAAUUCUUUUACAGAAAUGUCAGGUUGAACAGACAUUUCACCCAUUUUGAGGUAAGUAUCAUUUCCUACUUCCCUCUCAGACACUUUCUGAGUAGCGUCUUUGUUCACUUUUAAAGGAAAGUUUGUUCACAGUGUCAUAGUGAAAUGGCCCUGUUCAUCUUAAUUACCUUUCAGCUUUUACUGCAGGUUAAAUCACAGGGUUUGCCGCAGGCCAACCUGACAAUAUUUCCAACAUUUGCCACCUAUGGAGAAAAGGUGCAGAUGUUCUGUGGAGGUCAUGAGAGUCAGCAUGUCUCUGAAUGCAUGUUCUAUCCUGCAGGCCAGGAGAACUAUAUAAAACCAAGUGCAUUGUGUAACAUCACCCUUACCAGCAUCGAACUGAUCACGUGGUCACAAGAUCCAGAGAGUUCACAUGUCAACAUAUCCUGCUACUAUACUGUGUAUGGCUUAGGAGAAAACGCAACCUCACCUCAUUCUGACAAAGUCUCAGUAAAGGUCAGAGGUUUGGCUGCCAUGUCAUCUUUGUCACCGAUCACAGAGGACAGCCCAACUACACUGAUCUCCAAUGGAAACUCUGAAGCAAAUUUGUCGACCGCAUCGACAACGGACACAACAUCAUUGGUUGUAACAACCAGUGCUGAAAUCACAACAGAUCCGAUAACCAAUAUGUCCAGUCUAACUACCCAUGACAGCAGUUUAACAGAUCCCGCAAAUGCAUCCCUGGAAUCGACUACACUUGCUGAAACUACAGAACCUGCGUCAGGUAACCGGAUCUUGGAUCCCGUUUUCUGUAUGUUUUUUCAUGGUUUUGCGAACAUUAAGGAAUUCCAUUGA
This is a messenger RNA of Rhinichthys klamathensis goyatoka, 1037 nucleotides long. RefSeq lists its product as uncharacterized. Lineage: Eukaryota; Metazoa; Chordata; Actinopteri; Cypriniformes; Leuciscidae. The transcript has 7 exons. The record is from RefSeq and is a predicted model, not a curated record. Bases 348 to 1037 code for a protein of 229 amino acids.